GAUAAACCAUUUUUAAGCGUUAAUAUUUAUAUUAUUUUAACAGGUAUGGGUCUUUGGCAUGGUGAAGAUCGUCUAAUACAGUUAUAGUAUACCCGGUAGAGAACCGCUCAAAUGCAGUUUUAAUUCCUAUCAUUGAACGCCAUGUAGAAAAGGGGUCUACAAUAUACAGUGACGGAUGGACUGCGUAUUGCGCCUUAAACGAUUUGGGGUACCAUCAUUUCUCCGUGUUGCAUAAAUACGCCUUUAAAAAGGAAUACAAGAAUGUGGAAACUGGUGAAAUAAUUACAGUCCACACAAAUAGGAUUGAAGGAGCAUGGAAGCAUGCUAAGGAUUAUUUCAGGAAAAUGUCCGGCACUCAAGCCUCCCAGUGGGAAGGUCAUUUGGCAGAAGUAAUGUGGAGGGCUGAGGUGAAGGGGAGAAAAUACGAGAAUUUCUUUGAUCUGCUAAGGUCUGUAUACACUUUAGAAGGCCCACCGCAUUACCAGUAUACAACACCUCUGUUUGACUCUUGGCCGGGACCAGUAUGCAGUGACCUCAACAACUGGACUUUAGAGCCAGAAGUAACUGAUGCUGGAAGCGAAGUUACAACUUCUUCUGAUGAGGAAGACGCUGAAUCCAGGCCUGUUGAAAAGGUACCUUCUACAUCUGCACCUUCCGGCUCGGUAGAAAAUCCAUUGAUGCUAAGUUCAACAUCAGAUGAAGACAAUCUUACAGCUGGUCAAAGACAAAGUUCUACGAGAACACUAAAGCCUGAAACUGUGGCCUUAAUUUCAGAGUUAUUUUCUGACAGUUCUUUAGAUGAUACAGUUGUUGAGCCAGCAGUUUUACCAUCACCUGAACAGGUGAGAUGUCAACCUUCUACAGGCGCGUGUGCCGAUGUUAGGCGGAAAGAAGGGCAAAUUAGAAAAAAGAAUAGAACUGAUAAUGUAUGCCAUCCCAAAGGAUAUGCGCCCACAUCAUCAAAGCCAAAAGGGAAAGGGAAAGGGAAAUCAACAUCAGAAAAAAGAAGCAAAAAUCCGUACAGUAAAUCAAACUUUUUGGUUUGUUCGUCAUCUGAUGACGACUUUCAGUAGACAGUCACAGAUCCGCUUAAUUAUUUUAAAUUGCUAAGUAAGCAAUUGUUACUAAAUCUACAAACAGUAGAAACUACAAGCAGUAGAAACAAUAGUGAGGAUGCUAAUUUAAAUACAAUGACAUAAUAUCUUUAUACAGUAAAGGCAUUACUGAACACUACGAAUUUUUGCAUUGCUGUAAAUACAAUACAAUAGUUUGACAGUUGCCAUGGGAAACGGAGCAUUAUGGGUAAGUAAAAGUUAUAUUACUACGCAUGCGUCAUUCAAGCGUCUCAAUGACCCAGAUCAAUCAUUAUAGUAAUCUUCCCCCAGGGUGACAAAACCGGAUAUUGCCGAAUUUAGUUAAUUAUUUCUUCAUAUUUCGUUAUGACAUAAUAAAAGAAAAUAAAUUCCAAAAAAAGUUAUCAAUUUGUUAUUUUUAAAUGAAUUAUAGACAAAAUACGAGUCAUGACAUAAACCGCGCUGAUCGGAAAGGGCUUAACAUGUUCCGAAAAGGGCCUGUCACAUGUUUAUUCUUGGAAAUUAUUUAAUUAUUUCUUCAUAUUUCAUUAUGACAUAAUAAAAGAAAAUAAAUUACGA
Mercenaria mercenaria is the source of this 1652-nucleotide messenger RNA. RefSeq lists its product as uncharacterized. The transcript has a single exon. Lineage: Eukaryota; Metazoa; Mollusca; Bivalvia; Venerida; Veneridae. Bases 345 to 1073 code for a protein of 242 amino acids. The record is from RefSeq and is a predicted model, not a curated record.